AUGAAUCCAUGUCACUACGAAAAUUUUCCAAAGAAAGCCUAUCUCCUACUUUGGUAUUUGUCGGAUCUUUACACCAUUGGAGUAUUAUUCAACAAGUGUCACAUGCUCCAGUAUUUGGCAAAGUGCAUCAUGACAAGGAAGAAACCGCACUACAAGCAACUUUACAAGUGGCUCACUCUAUUCAAAGAUGUGACGUGGUGGCAGGAGAAUAUUCGAGCUCAGCAUGGAUUUGAAAUUUUUGCCACGUUUAAGAUAAUCACUCGUCAAGUCCAGACAGAAGAUGGAAUAAUUAUCCAAAAGACUUAUGAGGCCCAUAUCCAGACAAGCUACAAUGACAGCGCAUUUAAUGGAGAUAAUUUUCAUGCAAGGACACGUGGUCUGGCAGCACUCAAUUACCUCGACGAAUCUCAACUGGACCCCAAUCUUUUCUGUCCCUAUACAGCAAGAUGGCACAACAUGGAUAUCUAUCCGAAAGAUUUCGUUGAAGAAAUAAGACAAAUCCUACUCGGCUUCCAUGAUCAAUACGCGUGGCCAAAAUAUCAUCCUGACCAUCCGAUAUAUCGAGUAGAACGCAAGAAAUCCAGAAUCAAGAGAUACAUUCCAGGCCAUAAGAUCCACGUGACAGAAUACAGUUCUGACGGUGAGGAAGACAACACGGAGUGA
Arabis nemorensis is the source of this 663-nucleotide messenger RNA. The record is from the annotation of a GenBank genome assembly. Lineage: Eukaryota; Viridiplantae; Streptophyta; Magnoliopsida; Brassicales; Brassicaceae.